AUGCCUACCGCAACCUAUAUCUCUCAGGCUUGGAUAACUAACUUUGGGCCGCUAACAACAACCCAUACGGCACCAGCAUCAUGUGCCACUGAAACAAAUCACCUUUACUUUGGUGCGGAGAGCGACAAACCUGAAUAUCACUGGGCUAACCCUACCUGCACAAUGCAGCUGUAUGGGAAAUGCAUACCAUCCGGAGAUCAGUAUGAUCACCUUAUCACGGCAUCAUUUUCAAAGACCUUUGAUAUUGGGUUUUACCAUUACUACUCACCAGGUCUAUACUGCCCCUCCAACUGGACAACCGUGGGGAAAUACGUGCAAGGAACGGGUAGCGCUGCGCAGAUAUCUGGGGCUCUUACCAUGACGGAAUCAGAACCCGUGAUUAAGAAAUGGGAGCUAGGUCGGCCAUUCCCUGCAAAUCCGUCAAGUGUCUGGAAUGAGGUAUUGGAACCCUCGGAGACACUGGCCGUUUGUUGCCCAAGCGACUACAAACUCGACUUUAGUGGAAAUUGCUACUCGGUACUUGGUGACGUGUCUUCAUAUGGAUAUUCGAAGAUCUGCGGGUUCGCUUUCCCGGAAACCGUGGUACCAUUGACAAGCACUAUAAGUGGCCAUGAGUUCAGGAAAUACACAGCACCUAUUCCUCUGUCUACAUUCACACGAGAUAUGCAGACAGGGGAAAUGAAGGGAGGUAGCCCUGUUGUAUCAAGAGUUCCUGCAGUGGCACUUAUUCAUCAGGAAGCGGAUUUCACCAAAGCUGGUGGAGACGAUGAUACUAAAGAGAAUUCAGCAAACAGGUUGAACAAACGCAGUUGUGCCAUGCUCCUGCUAACAAUGGGAGUUAUGACCACACUUGCGAUAUCGGGGAUGUAG
Molecule: messenger RNA, 870 nt
Organism: Fusarium fujikuroi IMI 58289
Lineage: Eukaryota; Fungi; Ascomycota; Sordariomycetes; Hypocreales; Nectriaceae
Exons: 2
Coding region: 1-870 (289 amino acids)
Source: RefSeq, a predicted model, not a curated record